Messenger RNA from Perognathus longimembris pacificus (Pacific pocket mouse), 1770 nucleotides. RefSeq names its product solute carrier family 17 member 8 (gene Slc17a8). Gene Ontology annotation, molecular function: neurotransmitter transmembrane transporter activity; L-glutamate transmembrane transporter activity. NCBI's taxonomy places the organism in Eukaryota, Metazoa, Chordata, Mammalia, Rodentia, Heteromyidae. The transcript has 12 exons. Gene Ontology annotation, biological process: regulation of synapse structure or activity; neurotransmitter loading into synaptic vesicle; monoatomic anion transport. Gene Ontology annotation, cellular component: synaptic vesicle membrane; excitatory synapse. The record is from RefSeq and is a predicted model, not a curated record. The coding region runs from base 1 to 1770 and encodes 589 amino acids.
AUGCCUUUCAAAGCUUUUGAUACCUUCAAAGAAAAAAUUCUGAAACCUGGCAAAGAAGGAGUGAAGAAUGCGGUGGGAGACUCGCUGGGAAUUUUACAAAGAAAAAUUGAUGGGACCAAUGAAGAAGAAGAUACCAUUGAGCUGAAUGAAGAAGGAAGGCCAGUGCAGACAUCCAGGCCAAGCCCCCCAUGGUGUGACUGCCAUUGCUGUGGCAUCCCCAAACGUUAUAUCAUCGCCAUCAUGAGUGGGUUAGGAUUCUGCAUUUCCUUUGGGAUUCGGUGCAAUCUUGGAGUUGCCAUUGUGGAAAUGGUCAACAAUAGCACUGUAUAUGUGGAUGGGAAACCAGAAAUUCAGAUAGCACAAUUUAAUUGGGAUCCAGAGACAGUGGGCCUUAUCCAUGGAUCUUUCUUCUGGGGUUAUAUAGUAACCCAAAUUCCAGGUGGUUUCAUUUCAAACAAGUUUGCUGCGAAUAGGGUCUUUGGAGCUGCCAUCUUCUUAACAUCAACUUUGAACAUGUUCAUCCCUUCUGCGGCCAGAGUGCAUUACGGCUGUGUCAUGGGUGUCAGAAUUUUGCAGGGCCUAGUGGAGGGCGUAACCUACCCAGCCUGCCAUGGGAUGUGGAGUAAGUGGGCACCGCCUCUGGAGAGAAGCCGACUGGCCACCACUUCUUUUUGUGGUUCCUAUGCAGGGGCAGUGGUGGCCAUGCCCUUGGCUGGGGUGUUGGUGCAGUACAUUGGUUGGGCCUCUGUCUUUUAUAUUUAUGGUAUGUUUGGGAUUAUUUGGUACAUGUUUUGGCUGUUGCAGGCCUAUGAGUGUCCAGCAAUGCACCCAACCAUAUCCAAUGAGGAGAGGACCUAUAUAGAGACAAGUAUAGGAGAAGGAGCUAACUUGGUUAGUCUAAGUAAAUUUAAUACACCAUGGAAAAGAUUUUUUACAUCAUUGCCAGUUUAUGCAAUCAUUGUGGCGAAUUUUUGCCGAAGUUGGACCUUUUAUUUGCUCUUAAUAAGUCAGCCUGCUUAUUUUGAAGAGGUCUUUGGAUUUGCAAUAAGUAAGGUGGGUCUCCUGUCAGCGGUUCCACACAUGGUGAUGACAAUUGUUGUGCCCAUUGGAGGACAACUGGCUGAUUAUUUAAGAAGCAGGAAAAUUUUGACCACAACUGCUGUCAGGAAGAUCAUGAACUGUGGAGGUUUUGGCAUGGAGGCCACCUUGCUCCUGGUGGUUGGUUUUUCCCAUACCAAAGGGGUGGCUAUCUCCUUUCUGGUGCUUGCUGUAGGAUUUAGUGGCUUUGCUAUUUCAGGUUUUAAUGUCAACCACCUGGACAUUGCCCCUCGCUAUGCCAGCAUUCUCAUGGGGAUCUCAAAUGGAGUGGGGACCCUCUCAGGAAUGGUCUGUCCUCUCAUCGUUGGGGCAAUGACCAAGCACAAGACCCGUGAGGAGUGGCAGAAUGUGUUCCUCAUAGCUGCCCUAGUGCACUACAGUGGUGUCAUCUUCUAUGGAGUCUUUGCUUCUGGGGAGAAACAGGAGUGGGCAGACCCAGAGAAUCUCUCUGAGGACAAAUGUGGGAUCCUUGACCAGGAUGAAUUAGCUGAAGAGACAGAACUCAACCAUGAGACUUCCAUGAGUCCCAGGAAGAAGAUGUCCUAUGGUGCCACCAUGCAGAAUUGUGAAGUCCGGAAGAAGGAAUGGAGCAGACAGAGAGGAGCCACUGUUGAGGAGGAAGAGCCUACAUCUUACCAGAAUGAGGAGGGACAUUUCUCAGACACAUCCUAA